This is a messenger RNA of Lipotes vexillifer (Yangtze River dolphin), 1257 nucleotides long. It is a transcript of the gene TMPRSS11A, whose product is annotated as transmembrane serine protease 11A. Bases 1 to 1257 code for a protein of 418 amino acids. The record is from RefSeq and is a predicted model, not a curated record. The transcript has 10 exons. Gene Ontology annotation, biological process: proteolysis. Gene Ontology annotation, molecular function: serine-type endopeptidase activity. NCBI's taxonomy places the organism in Eukaryota, Metazoa, Chordata, Mammalia, Artiodactyla, Lipotidae. Gene Ontology annotation, cellular component: plasma membrane; extracellular region.
AUGUGUUCUCCCAGAUCGGUAGGAUUUGGCACCCAAAGCAGAGGUUUGAAACCAUGGAUGAUUGCCCUUAUUGUGUUAUUACUGACAGUGGUAACUGUGGCCACUGGUCUUCUGGCUCACUUCUUACUCUCUGGCCAGAAAAUGGAGUAUUAUCAUGGCACCUUUAAAAUUUCAGAUCUACGAGUCAAAAGUAAUUCUGGACAAAGCAGCCCACACCAGCUUAAGGACUUACAGGGGAUGAGUGAAAACUUGGUGGAUGAUAUAUUUAUAGAUUCAGCCUUGAACAAGCAUUAUAUCAAGAACCAAGUAGUCAGACUGACUCCAGAGGAAGACGGUGUGACGGUAGAUGUCAUUAUGGUGUUCCAGUUCCCCUCUGCUGAGUCAAGGGCAGUGAGAAAAAGGAAAAUCUGUAGCAUGUUAAAGAAGAAGAUAAGUAACACCACAGCUUUGUCAAUAAAUGCCUCAUCAGUUGAAGUUAAUGCAAUGAGCUCAUCGACAGGGAAGCUAACUGUCCACGCAUGUUGUGGUAAACGAGCUGUUCCAUUAAUAGUGAACAGAAUAAUAUCCGGAGAGAUUGCGGGCAAGUCUUCCUGGCCUUGGCAAGCUUCCCUUCAGCAUAAUAACAUACAUCAAUGUGGGGCCACCUUGAUUAGUAAUACGUGGCUUGUUACCGCAGCGCACUGCUUUAGGAUUAAAUCAAAUCCACAACAAUGGACUGUUAGCUUUGGAACAACAAUCAACCCUCCAUUAAUGAAAAGAAAUAUAGAAAGAAUUAUUGUCCAUGAGAGAUAUCACUCCCCAGCAAGAGAAUAUGACAUUGCUGUUGUGCAAUUAUCAUCCAGCAUCACCUUUACUGAUGAGAUCCGAAGAGUUUGUUUGCCAGAAGCCUCUGUGUCCUUCCAACCAAAUUCAACUGUCUAUGUCACAGGAUUUGGAGCACUUUUUCAUGGUGGGGAAUCCCAAAAUGAUCUUUAUGAAGCCAGACUGAAAAUCAUAAGUGAUGAUGUGUGCAAGCAGCCACAUAUGUAUGGCAGAGAUAUAAAAUUUGGAAUGUUUUGUGCUGGCUAUCUGGAAGGAAUUUAUGAUGCCUGUAUGGGUGAUUCUGGGGGACCUUUAGUUGGAAAGGAUCUUAAAGAUACCUGGUAUCUCAUUGGAAUUGUGAGCUGGGGAGAUAACUGUGGGCAAAAGAACAAACCUGGAGUCUACACAAAAGUGGCUUAUUACCGAAACUGGAUUACUUCAAGAACGGGCCUCUAA